Messenger RNA from Rhopilema esculentum, 1280 nucleotides. Its product is annotated as vacuolar protein sorting-associated protein 28 homolog. NCBI's taxonomy places the organism in Eukaryota, Metazoa, Cnidaria, Scyphozoa, Rhizostomeae, Rhizostomatidae. Gene Ontology annotation, biological process: protein transport to vacuole involved in ubiquitin-dependent protein catabolic process via the multivesicular body sorting pathway. Gene Ontology annotation, cellular component: ESCRT I complex. The record is from RefSeq and is a predicted model, not a curated record. Gene Ontology annotation, molecular function: protein-containing complex binding.
AUUUAACAGCCUCGAUAUAACAUUGACAUCCGAGUGAAAGUUGAAGAAAUUUGUUAGGUAGCAAAAACCUCCAGAAAACGGUGGAAAAUGUAUUCAGGAAUGCCUGGAGGAGGUCCUCAAACAAAUUCUGUAAGACCAGAACUGCUUGAGGAAGUAAAACUUCAUACAACAGGAAGAGAAAGAGAAAAGUAUGACAACAUGGCAGAGUUAUUUGCAGUCAUUAACACAUUGCAAUGUCUAGAAAAAGCAUAUAUCAAAGAUGCUGUCACGCCUAAAGAAUAUACAGCUGCUUGCUCAAAACUACUUGUCCAGUAUAAGGCUGCAUUCAAGCAGGUUCAAAGCGAUAGAUUUCCCACAGUCGAAGCAUUUACGCUGGAAUACAGGUUAGACUGCCCUGCAGCACUAGAACGAAUAAGAGAAGACAGGCCUAUCACCAUUAAAGACGACAAAGGAAGUACAAGUAAAUCAAUUGCUGAUAUCGUUUCGCUGUUCAUUACCGUUAUGGACAAACUUCGACUGCAGAUCCGUGCAAUGGACGAGAUACACCCUGAUAUGAGAGAACUGCUUGAAACUAUGAACAGAUUGAGUAUCCUACCAGAAGAGUUCGAGGGCAGAAUCAAAGUACAAACUUGGCUGACUACAUUGGCUGACAUGAGAGCCAGUGAUGAGCUCACUGAAGAACAAGCCAGGCAAAUGAUAUUUGAUCUCGAACAGUCAUACAAUGCAUUCAACAGGCUGCUUCAGCACACGUGAGCACAAGCCAUCGAAUUCGAACUUUAUAUACUUCUUAUGAUAAGUUAUGUUGCACUCGCAAGAACAAAUAUAAACCAGUUUACUGUACCCAUACUGGACGUACUGGGGUUUAAAACAUAAAUAACGCCCUCACAUCCUGUCUUGAACUACUAACGAUUGGUUAGACAAGAAAGCUUUGGCUCGUUUAUAAUUUCACACCGCUUAGUGUUGCAGUGACUUUUCUUAUCACAUUGAUAAGAUUUAAAACGAAGAUCUGCUUCUUUUCAUCCCUUGAAAGCAAGCUUUUAUGCCAUACAUCCAUGUAAAGUGCAGUAUGAUAUUUGUCUUUCAGAUGGGUACCAUCGCUAGGCUUUAUAAGUAAGAGCAAGCCUAUGUUUCUCUGUAUCUAGCAUAUCUUCCAUUCUCAUAAAUCUACGUCAGAGUUAUAUGUUCGUGCCUGUAUGGUUUCCGUUGCUGUUAAGACGUAAAACGCUUCCUUGUAUGUUGUAAUCCAAUGUUCCAAUAAUACAUAAUUUACUGAUUGUUCA